Recurvomyces mirabilis is the source of this 393-nucleotide messenger RNA. RefSeq lists its product as uncharacterized. The transcript has 2 exons. The record is from RefSeq and is a predicted model, not a curated record. NCBI's taxonomy places the organism in Eukaryota, Fungi, Ascomycota, Dothideomycetes, Mycosphaerellales, Teratosphaeriaceae. Bases 1 to 393 code for a protein of 130 amino acids.
AUGCCGGAACAAAAGCCAGUCACUGUCACCAAGUCCGAGAAUCUACAGACCUCAGGCGGACAGACUGGGGGAAUAAUACGGCAGAACGCUCUGGUCAACCUGACGAACAAUAUCUGCGCCUCACGAAUGAUUGCCAAGCCUCAUUCAGCUUCUGCUAUUCAUCAUCACGGUGAUCAAGAUACCGUCGUCUUCGCUUUCAGCGGCCACGGCACAAUCGUGAGUGAUGGUGGCAAGAAACGCGAGAAUCUUGCACCUGGCGACUUUGCUUUGAUUCCUGCUUUCGCUGAGCAUCAGGAGGUCAACGAUGGGGAUGAGGACGUUGUGUGGUGUAUAGUACGAGGUCCUGGCCCGCAACCAAAGGUUGUGAAUAUUGAUGACUGGGGCAAGUCGUGA